Molecule: messenger RNA, 1713 nt
Organism: Cylindrotheca closterium
Lineage: Eukaryota; Bacillariophyta; Bacillariophyceae; Bacillariales; Bacillariaceae
Source: the annotation of a GenBank genome assembly
AUGAUUAUUCGGACAGUCGCAACUGCAUCUACCAGGGUUCAAAAAGCCACAGUGGCAGGAAGGAGCAAAAUUUUGGGUGCUUCUUCUAGCCAUCAGCGUUUCAUGUCGUCGUCGUCGUCUUCCAUGGAUCGUUAUGGCCUCGGUGGACAUAGUUGGAAAAAGUUUGAUCCAUCUUCAUAUUCUGAAUUGAUACAUGCGGCAUUAUCCAAAGAGGUAUCACUUUUGGAAGUGUCUGGACAAGAAGGGGGCGAAAUUGCCAUGGUCGGAGCGAUUCAAGGUGCAAUCGAAAGAUCUCCCGAAUUAUUGGAUCGGAAAAGCCGAAAGCUCAUCCUUACUACCAGAAUUGGCUACCGAGAACAAGAAAUCAAACAAAAGGACGAUAAGGAAGAUACUGUCAAAGCAGAGGAUAUAAAGAAACGAGCAGGAGAUGUGAUAGCCACAGAAGAGGAAUCAUUGUCCGUCAUUCAUAAUGUAUCCGCAGAUUACGUUUUGGAAACGAUGAAGGCUUCUCCACUUUUGGAAUUGCAAGAGGAAUUCAACAUAAAAAUUGCAUUCCUGAUCCAAAAUCCCGAGGUCCAGGUGUUGGAGCUACUCAAGGACGAUCCGAAUGCAUCGUUUGAGGAUCGACAGGCGUAUAUACAACAACGUUGGCAGCAUGCAUUAGAAGCCAUGCAAGAGCAUGCGGCUUCAAUCUCUGGCGUUUCCUUUGGAGUUGUGAGUAAUGGAUUAGGAAUUCCUUCCGAGCAAAAGCAUCCAAUGCAUUUGGGUGCGGACUUGGUGAUUGACGCAGCCAAGCAAUACGAUCAAUUUUCAACAGUCCAACUACCCGCAAACUUGCUGGAGACGCAUGGAUGGGAUAUGGCGCGAAAACUGCAUUCGGCAGUUCCUUCGUUGGAUGUCAUGGCUAUUCGACCAUUGACAUGCUAUCCUGAUUUAGGAACUGGUACGGGACAUCCGUUCCGCUUGGUGGACUACAAUCUUCCUAGUUUGCACGAAAAUCCCCUGGGUCCCUUUGAAGCGGAGGAGGAGGCAUCUUCGACGACACCGUCAUCAUCUAGUUCUGUCCAGUACACCAACGAAAUGACUGGACCCCCAAGGAUAUAUCAGAUUGCUCUACAAACGGCAAUGUCCCAUUUCGAUGCAGAAGAGCUGCUAGAGAUCAAGCAAGAACGAGACCUGACGAUGGAAGAACGGGAGACUUUGGAUGGGUGCAAAUUGGUCCAAAGUAUGAUCCAUGAUCUAGACAAUGACUUGGAAAACAUUCGGUCGUUUGCGGCGCACGAGGAAGAACUGUAUUCCCGCAUCAUUCCGCUCCUCUACGAUACCUUUGAAGCAAUGGACGACAGGACCUCGGAAGUGUUGAGUGCAUUUUUUGCGGCCUACGCAGUGGCAGUUCGUUAUGCCAUUGCCAAAAAUACACGCAAAGUUUUGUUGCAGGGAGAAGGAGCAGCGGGAGGAGGCUCCAAAAAGAAUACAAUGACAUCCACAGUGACUUACCCCGACAUACCCAAGAAGAUGACGUUACAGGAGUACGCAUUGCGGCAUAUGCUCGCCGACAAGGCGUUCUCGCGUGUCAUAAUUGGGGCAUCCACAAUGGAAGAUUUCACUCAUCAAAUGCAGCUAAUGGCAGAAAUUGGUGACGAUCCAUUGGAUGCCAUUAGUAAGGCCAACGAAGCAGAGGCCAACGAAGCUGCUGAGCAAGUAGAUAAAUAA